Andrographis paniculata is the source of this 2773-nucleotide messenger RNA. Its product is annotated as probable WRKY transcription factor 2. Gene Ontology annotation, molecular function: DNA-binding transcription factor activity; sequence-specific DNA binding. NCBI's taxonomy places the organism in Eukaryota, Viridiplantae, Streptophyta, Magnoliopsida, Lamiales, Acanthaceae. The transcript is spliced from 7 exons. Gene Ontology annotation, biological process: regulation of DNA-templated transcription. Bases 474 to 2555 code for a protein of 693 amino acids. The record is from RefSeq and is a predicted model, not a curated record.
AUCUCAUCCGCAAUUGCGUUUCUCGCCAACUGUUGAACCAUUUUCGAGGAGUGAGAGAGAGCGGGCAGAGAGAGAGUCGUUCUCUCUCACACAGAGACAGACAGGCAGACAAAAGGUAGAAAUCGGUAGGGAAUCGGGAAAGAAACCCCAGUGUGUGCUUCUGUUUUGGUCCCUUUUUUGUGUGAAAGAGGAGCAAAAUCACCCCUCGUUUCUUCAAUUUCACGUUCUUCGUAUAGUCGAGAAUCACAGUUUCAAUUUCUGCCCAAGAAUAAUUCGACUAGGGUUUUGAAAAUUGGGGAUUUUGCAUUUUUUCUUUCGUCAGCCAUUAUUGUUUCGAUUUUUGGUUUCGCAACUUCUCUUUUGGAUUUCGCAUCGAAUUGGAGCUAGACUUCGAUCUUCUUUUGUUAUUCGAUUGUUAGAAGACGAUACUAAGUGUAGGUCGACACGGUAUCAUAUCGUAUCUGCUAUCGUGUAUGGGUGGUUUUGACGAACAUGGUGCCAUUGUGGGAGAUUGGAUGCUGCCGAGCCCGAGCCCGCGAAGUUUCUUCUCUUCAAUGAUGAGCGUCGCUGACGAUGUUGCCCCGCAGCAGGUUGGUUCCGACGCUGGUCUAAAUGAUGGCUCCGGUUUCCCGGAUACCAAAGGAAAGGGUAUUUCCGGGAAUGCCGAUCAAGAAGGUCCAAUUCAUGGUAUCGUCAUGAGCGAAUCGGAGCCGAAAAUGGGAUCCUCUGGGGGUCUUAUGGACAGGAUCGCUGCGCGGGCCGGAUUCAAUGCCCCUAGAUUGAAUACGGACAGCUUUAGGCUUGCCGACCUUUCCAAGAAUCCGGAUGUUCGGUCUCCGUACUUGACGAUUCCUCCUGGCCUCAGCCCGACAAAUCUGCUCGAAUCCCCGGUUUUCGUCAAUAAUUCAUUGGUUCAGCCGUCGCCGACGACGGGGAAGUUUUCGUUUGCGUUUAGCGGAAUGAACCAUAGCGCUGCAUUGGUGGCAGGUGAUAGUAGUAAGGGUAAGGAGAACGCUUUUGACGACGGCACGACGUCAUUCGCAUUUAAGCCGAAUCUGGAAUCUGAAUCGAUUGCACAAUUUAAUGCAGCUAACAAAGCAGUUAAUGCUCCCGGUUUCGGGCUGCAGUCAUUUCCCGGUGCGAAGCUUCCUGUUCCCGCAGUCGAGCAUCUGAAUUUUCAAACUUUCCCGAAAUCGCAAGGCGAGAACCGGGGCAGCGAUCUGCCAUUGGAAGUGAGUGAUUCUCCACCGUUGGAUGAGCCACAGGAGGAUGACGGCGAUCGAAGGAGCGGUGGAGAUCUGAAUGCCGGCGACGACGGAUAUAACUGGAGAAAAUACGGGCAGAAGCAAGUGAAAGGGAGUGAGUUUCCUCGGAGUUAUUACAAGUGCACGCAUCCGAAUUGUCCGACAAAGAAGAAAGUCGAACGGUCUCUAGAAGGUCACAUCACUGAGAUCAUCUACAAGGGUACCCACAACCACCCUAAACCUCAGCCAAAUCGGAGAUCUUCGCUCGGAUCGUCGAUCACGUCAGCCGAUACGCAUCUGGACUCAGAGACGAACGGUGAUCCGGCUUGGUCUGCCAUGCAAAAGGGGAACUUUCCGGGGGCUGUGAAUUGGGGACAAAUGAAUGUCGAGGCGACGGCAUCUUCUGUGCCGCCGCCGGGAUUGGUUCAAAGUGGGGGCCACUACGAGCCGGGCAAUGGUGGCGUCGAUCGAUCUUGCACUUUUUCGAAUGAUGAUGACGAGGAUGACCGUGCGACACACGGGAGUGUAUCGCUGGGUUACGAUGGAGGUGAAGGAGAUGAAUCGGAAUCUAAGAGAAGGAGAAUCGAAACUUACACUGCGGAAAUGAGCGGGACUGCUGCCAGGGCAAUAAGAGAACCGAGAGUCGUGGUUCAGACAACUAGUGAGGUAGACAUCCUCGACGAUGGGUACCGUUGGCGCAAGUACGGACAAAAAGUGGUUAAAGGGAAUCCUAAUCCAAGGAGUUAUUACAAGUGCACGAGCCCUGGCUGCAAUGUCCGGAAGCACGUCGAGAGGGCUUCGCACGACCUCAAGUCGGUGAUCACCACCUACGAGGGCAAGCACAACCACGACGUCCCCGCCGCGCGCAACAACAGCCACAUGUCCGGCGGCGCUGCACCCCCCUCAGCCAUGCCGCACCGCCCCGAGCCCUCGCAACUUCACCGGAGCGGCGGCAGCAGUGGUGGCAGUAUCAUCCAACGACCUGCAUUUGGACUUCCCGGCGGCAUGCCGCCGAUGGCAGCGGGUCCUGGCCAAACCUUUGGGUUCGGAAUCAGUCAGACCAUGGGAAUGGCGGCGGCCAUGGGGCAUAAUUCCGGUAGGUUUUCAGGUGUGCCGGGGCAUUCGUAUUUCGGACAGCAGUCUCGACCGGUGAUGAACGAUGCGGCGAUGGGAUUUAUGCUUCCGAAGGCUGAGCCGAAGAUGGAGCCGGUGGUGGAUUCCAGUUUGGGCACUUCGACCGGCGGCGGGUCAGGUGGCAGUUCGGGUUAUCAGCAGUUUUCGAACCGGAUGCCGCUUGGACCGCAGAUGUAGACUUUUGGGGUGGCUUUGGUUAGGACAUUGGUAAGAAAAUGGAUAUAAAAUACAUAAAAACCACAUAUUUUAUAUUAUAUAUAUAUAUCUAUAUAUUUGUUACAUAUAGUACAUUUGAAUGUUAUUUUAUUUUGUUUAUGUUGUUAUGUAAGGAUUUGUUGUUGUGACUGCAUAUGUUGUUUGAUUCUUUUGGGGAAAUUGAAAAUUUGGUGUAUUAA